This is a messenger RNA of Effrenium voratum, 1314 nucleotides long. NCBI's taxonomy places the organism in Eukaryota, Dinophyceae, Suessiales, Symbiodiniaceae. The record is from the annotation of a GenBank genome assembly.
AUGCCUGCCUUCCAGGCGCAGCGCGCGCAGUUGCAGCGGAGCGGCGCGGCGGCGGCGGCGGCGCUGGCGCGGGCGGAGGCGGAGGCGGCCGACGCGCGGCGCGAGGCGGAGGCAAAGCGCCGCGAGGCACAGCGCCUUGCCGAGGAGGAAGCCACGCGCGCUUCGCAGCUGGUUCUGCUGGAGAAGGCGUUGGAGGAGUUGGGGGCGGAAUUGCACAACUUGCAGGAGUCGACUCACAGCUUGGAGGUGACCCUUGACAUGGAGAAGACCUCCAGCAAGGGGCUCGAAGACUCGGUGGCGGAUGCGGAGGAGAAGCGGCGAGGCAGCGAACGUGAAUGCCAGCGCCUCUCCGAGUUGCUGGAGUCGUUGAGCGUCUCCGGCAGCAAUCUCGCCAGCCUGGCGAAGGCGGUGUCUGCCAAGCAGCAGGAACAACUGCAGCUGACCCAGGAGCUGGCAAACAAGAAGCGGGAUGCGCUUCUGCAAACCCAGUCUAUACAAGGCCGACUGGACGAGACAAGGAUGCUGAAGGACCAACUGUCAGAGGCGCGCGGAACGGAUGCUCCGAAUGACACCUGCGCCGCCGAGCUGCUGGCGUUGACGGCUUCCUUGGCGGAGGCGCGCGGCAAAGCGGAGGAGGCCCGGAGUCGCAGGCAGCAGCUGGAGGCGGAAGCCACGGAGCUGGAGCGCCAGCUCGAAGCACAAGGCAGCCAGCAACAGAACCAGGACAACAUGGACAAAGAGCAGUCUGCCUCACUGGAGCAGUCCCAUGCCAUGGACUGGAAGCCGAAGAAGUCCACGCGGCGGCGCAUCGUGUGCCCGGUCCGCGAGGCCGGGAGCAGCUUGGGCAGCUUGCCCAAGCUCCCGGAGCUGUCGAACGUGAAGGAUCGGAACAGGAGUGAUCGGACGGAGAAGCCGCUGGCGCUGACGGUGCGGGUCAUGUACUUCAGCCAUGACGGCACUCAAGCCGACACCGGAUCGCAGGUAUCACUUCAGUUAAGUACGUCCUCCACCGUGGAGGAGCUUUUAAGAUCUGUACGGGAGAGCGUCGGCUGUGAAAAGGGGCGCUUGCUCUUCCGGAUGCGACCCCUCACGGACAUGGCAGCGACGUUGGAGGAGUGCGGGGUGGUGCGGGACCCGCACGCGGUGCAUCUGCUGCUGGGCCGGCGGCACCGGCCGAAGGAGGUGGUGGAGCGGGCGGCGCAGGAGGCCGCGGAGCUGCAGCUGGCCAUGUCGCUGGCCGCCGCCGAGGCGGCGCUGCGCCCCAAGCGCCGCAAGGCCGAGGCACCCGACGAGAAAGAGGACGAGCUUAGUUAG